UGCACAUGACAUUCGAUACAAAGGUUGGUAAUUGUCCAUCUGUACAUUAAUAAGAAUUUCUUUAAUCAGUCUUUGGAAUGGUUUCUUCAAUAUCAUAUUUUCUGUAACUUUUUGGUAAUGUCUAAUCUCGUCAAGUACAUGGUUCACAGGUUUCUUACGGAUUUUCUCACGUUUUGAUUGAAAUAUCUUUUUUUGGAUUGUUUCUUCAAAUUUCUGUUUACUAUGAAUAUGUUUUGUACGAACCAUAUUUCUAAUUAUUGAACAGAAUUAAACUCUAAAAAACUUUUGGUGACAAUAUUGUUUUCUGUCAAUAAUAAAUGCUGUCGAAUCACAUGGCACUCUAAUCGAAGUUUUUAUGGAUAUUUAUCUAGUUUUUGAAAGUCUCUGAUCAAUAAUUUAUUAUUCAACCUAUGAAUUACUAAUUAAUGCCAAUUAUAGAAAAAAACAAUUAAUCGUGUUCAAACGAAAUAACAUUGCAGGAUUGUAUUUAUGUCGAUAGGUAACAGAUCAAGUGUGUUUAAAUCAAAUUCUCAGUUUUUCAUCACAUCGCCAUGAAGUUGUUAAUCACAUAAACAAAUAAGUUUGACAGUUGUGUUUUUUUCCCUAAUUUGUGAAUUUUACCAUGGAUAAAGCUCGCGAAAAAGUAUUCCGACGAAAAGUUGUCUUUUCAGAUAGUGUAACGAAAAUAGGCAAUGACGGACAAAACGUCGCCAGUGGCGUAGGUAUGGGCAGGGAUAAGGGUAGCGUACGCCCAAGAAGUCGAAGUGUUUACACAGCCAAUUCUUACGUGAGCGAUGAUAUAGUUACAUCUCGAGACUUGGCAAAGUAUGAAGGCCCCCAUAACUGGCAUUGUCCUCUCCCUAAACCGAUCACAGUGAAGCACUUUUAUUCUGAUGAUAUCAAUGGAGAGAUUUGGGCAGACGAUGGCUACAUAGGUGGCACCACAGUAACUCCACACGGCGUCAUAUCCCUACGCCUGCACAACAGGAUUCGUGUGGAUAUAUCCCUAGAUCGCGCCAUCAGGAUUGUCAACAUGAAAAAUGCGAUUAUUUUAGCCCUGAACUCGAGCGGAUCGUCUUCUGCGUUGAUCCAUCCCAACGGCAGAGUUUACCAGUAUGGCUCGCGAGUGGAGAUUUUAGCUCAUGACAAUCAAGGCAACAAUAAGUACGCCAAGAUGUGGUAUAAAGGCGUUAGCUUCACCAGCGACCAGUGCGCUCUUGUCUACCUGGUAGAUUCAGCAGGAACCAGAACCACCACCGACACCUUUUCAGACCUCUCGUCCGACUUCACUUUGGGAGUAUUUUAUAACACAUUUCCAACGGGAGAUUCUCCCUACAAUUUGGAUAUGCCGGGUAUACCUCAUGGCACCCAUCUCGUAGAUGACGCGAUUGGAAUUCUGCAAGCUGCCAACUACUGGAUGACCGAAGAUGGUACCGAUAAUUGGAUCAUCAAUAGCGUCAGGAUUUCGCAAACUUCCGAUGGACUGGUCAGGGUUGGCCGUAAUAGCAACAAGUUCUCACUGCGCACCUCGCCCACCAACGGAUCAGCGUCCGUAUCCUCACCCUACAUGCACUGUACAGGGUCCAUGGGUCAGACGCGCCAUCUAUUCGUACGCAGAGGUGAGCGGCGUAUGCACUACGAUGGCUCCACCUUCAUAGUGCGCAACGCCGGCCACUCGGCAGGAUUUGACGAGAAGCAGCAGUUAAAGGUCUACUGAGGCGUUCGGCGGCAGUUUGACGCCCACAUUUCUCUCGACCUGAUUUUUAGUGAUUUUGGCAGCACUCUGCGAGCGCGUUUAGUCGAUUUCAAGAGGUUUAGUCUCAAUCAAUCAUACACUUACUUUUGAAGUGGAAAUAAAUUGUUGAUUAAACGGCCUCUCCACAUGACCGUAAGUUGUAUAAUUACAAUAUCUCAAUCCUUUCCAAUACCUCAUCAUUGUUUUCUUCAAUCUCUUAUUAUGCACUGAAUAGAAUAUUCGAAAUUUGUUCAGGAUAUUGUUUAAUUUCUAUCUAUGCAUUCAGCAAUCUAUAUUCAACAUAUUGGACAAGUUGGAGUAAUAAUUGUUAUCAUGUUUUCAAUCUGGUCAUGACACAUGUUACGAAUUUUAAUAGAACUUCUGACUUUUUUCAUGAAGUAACAGGAACUAUAAUUUAAAAAUUUUAACAUUUUGCUCUAAGUUGCCUUUGAAAAGUAGUUAUAAGAAAAACUGUUAUUUUCACAGUAAUGAACAAUUUUAAGCCAGUCGAUAGGUAUACUAUCUUGAAUUCACUAAUAAUCAUUUGAAAAUCAGGAUAUGUUUACACUUUGAACUUUCAGUAAAACAUUAUCAAUUUUCUUGCAAAGCCUGAAAACUGUUAUUGAGAAUGUUUGACAAUUUUUUUCCACAAAUUAAAUGUUCCAAAAUUGAAAUAUUAUUUAGUCAGAGCCAAGAUUCAGAUUGAAUAUGGAACAUUGAUUUUGAAUAACUAUAAAAUUCAAAUCAUAUAUUCUACUUCUAUUCAAUAUAUGUUGAAGGAAUAGACAAUAUUCUAGAUGAAUGAACCUUAUAAAAAUCGACCAAACGCCCGCAGAGUGCAUUUUUAACAGUCCCCAACUCUUUGUUUACAAAUUAGUUAGCAUCUGUCAGUUUCAAAAUUUGUGCUUUUAUUUGUGUCUUAUGUUGUCUGUAAAAGUAACAUGGAUAAAUGUAAAGUGUACCAUCUGCAAUGACGUGAAUGUAACCAAUGAGUAUGUUUUAACCUGAAAUAUGAUCUCAAGAUAAAACGUAUGUUUCCUGAUUUACACAUUGUAAUAGUACAGUACUAAGGAACAUACUAAUUUGUGAUGAUGGCUGUAAUUUUUGAUUUCAUGUGAAUUUAUUAUAAAUAAAUAGUGUUCAGAUCAA
This is a messenger RNA of Harmonia axyridis, 2884 nucleotides long. RefSeq lists its product as uncharacterized. Lineage: Eukaryota; Metazoa; Arthropoda; Insecta; Coleoptera; Coccinellidae. The record is from RefSeq and is a predicted model, not a curated record. The coding region runs from base 623 to 1717 and encodes 364 amino acids. The transcript has 6 exons.